Molecule: messenger RNA, 1940 nt
Organism: Eutrema salsugineum
Lineage: Eukaryota; Viridiplantae; Streptophyta; Magnoliopsida; Brassicales; Brassicaceae
Product: transcription factor ICE1
Exons: 5
Coding region: 162-1664 (500 amino acids)
Biological process (GO): regulation of DNA-templated transcription
Cellular component (GO): nucleus
Molecular function (GO): protein dimerization activity; sequence-specific DNA binding; DNA-binding transcription factor activity
Source: RefSeq, a predicted model, not a curated record
AGAGAGAGAGAGAAAGAUAAGCAAUUAGCAAAAGAUGGAGCAGUGACGGUGAGACGACGGUAACGAAGAAGCAAAGAAGUCACGAGAAAUCUGGGAAUUGUCUUCAAAGCUCUUCACACGCUUUUUCCUCAAAAUUCAGGUCUAAAGCUCUCGACUUUGCGAUGGUUCUCGACGGAAACGGCGGUGCGGUUUGGUUAGGCGGCGGAGAACGGAUUCAGGAGGAGGAGAACGAGGAAGCUUCGUGGGGUAGGAAUCAAGAAGAAGGUGGAGCUUCACUUUCUCAUUUCAAGCCUAUGCUUGAAGGUGAUUGGUUCAGUAACCCACCACAUCCACAAGAUCUCCAAAUGUUACAGAAUCAGCAAGAUUUCAGAUUUCUCGGUGGUUUCCCUUUUAAUCCCAGCGACAAUCUUCUUCUUCACCAGUCGAUUGAUUCGUCUUCGUCUUGCUCUCCGUCUCAAGCUUUUAGCCUCGACCCUUCUCAGCCUUCGUUUCUAGCCGCCAACAACAAAUCUUGUCUCCUCAAUGUUCCUUCCUCCACAAACCCUUUCGACAAUGCGUUCGAGUUCGGCUCUGAUUCUGGUUUCCUCGGCCAAAUCCAAGCCCCGAUUUCGAUGGGGUUUGGUUCGUUGACACAACUGGGAAACCGGGAUUUGAGCUCCGUCCCUGAUUUCUUAUCUGCUCGGUCGCUACUCCCGCCGGAAAACAACAACUCCACGCCGUUAUGUGGCGGAGGAGGCGGUGGUGGUGGUGGAUUCACUCCUCUGGAGCUGGAAGGGUUUGGGAGUCCUGCAAAUGGCGGUUUUGUAGGGAACAGAGCGAAAGUUCUGAAACCUUUAGAGGUCUUAGCAUCGUCUGGUGCACAGCCUACUCUGUUCCAGAAACGUGCAGCUAUGCGUCAGAGCUCUGGAAGCAAGAUUGGGAACUCGGAAGGCUCGGGGAUGAGGAAGCUGAGCGAUGAUGGAGAGAUGGAUGAGACUGGGAUUGAGGUUUCUGGGUUGAAUUAUGAGUCUGAUGAGCUGAAUGAGAGUGGUAAAGCGGCGGAGAGUGUUCAGAAUGGAGGAGGAGGAUGUAAAGGUAAGAAGAAAGGAAUGCCUGCUAAGAAUCUGAUGGCUGAGAGGAGGAGGAGGAAGAAGCUUAAUGAUAGGCUUUAUAUGCUAAGAUCAGUUGUGCCCAAGAUCAGCAAAAUGGAUAGAGCAUCAAUACUUGGAGAUGCAAUUGAUUAUCUCAAGGAACUUUUACAAAGGAUCAAUGAUCUUCACAACGAACUUGAGUCAACUCCUCCUGGUUCUUUGCCUCCAACUUCAUCAAGCUUCCAUCCGUUAACUCCUACACCGCAGACUCUUUCUUGCCGCGUCAAGGAAGAGCUAUGUCCCUCUUCUUUGCCAAGCCCCAAAGGCCAGCAAGCAAGAGUUGAGGUUAGAUUAAGGGAAGGAAGAGCAGUGAACAUUCACAUGUUCUGUGGUCGUAGACCAGGUCUUUUGCUCGCUACCAUGAAAGCUUUGGAUAACCUUGGAUUGGAUGUUCAGCAAGCCGUGAUCAGCUGUUUCAACGGGUUUGCCUUGGAUGUUUUCCGUGCUGAGCAAUGCCAAGAAGGGCAGGAGAUAUUGCCUGAUCAAAUCAAAGCAGUGCUUUUCGAUACAGCUGGCUAUGCUGGUAUGAUCUGAUCUGAUCCGAUCAGAGCCGUAGUCAUGUCCAUUGAGAGCAUCUGGUGAAGCAGAGCUAGAAGAAACCAAGCCCCUUUAAAUCUGCAAUUUUCUUCUCUGUUUUUUUUUUUUUUCUCUUUCUUUCUUCAAAGCAUGUAUGCAAUUGCAAGUGCUUUGUUUUUUUUAUUAAGCUCUGAGAACUUGGGGUUGUUGGGUACAUAACUUCAACCUUUAUCUUAGCAAUGUUAACUUCAUUAUGUUUCAUAUCCUCAAGCAAUGAUCAAGAAUUUCUUUCAA